Patiria miniata (bat star) is the source of this 1961-nucleotide messenger RNA. RefSeq lists its product as uncharacterized. The coding region runs from base 159 to 650 and encodes 163 amino acids. NCBI's taxonomy places the organism in Eukaryota, Metazoa, Echinodermata, Asteroidea, Valvatida, Asterinidae. The transcript has 4 exons. The record is from RefSeq and is a predicted model, not a curated record.
UGUCUUUGACUGACAGCACAAUGACGUCAUGACUGUAAACAACAUUGACCCUGAAACCGGGGAUAACCAGAUCUACACGGUUAAUACAAACGACCAAGCGCAGUGGUUGUUAUUGUCUGUCCUUCUAGCUAGCUGAGUGGUUGCAACAAUCGUCCAAAAUGGCGCAAUUCGUACUGCAGCUGCUGUUGGUUAUCUUCGUAACGUUGUUCUCGCUCUCCAAAGCCAGCGAGCAUCAGUGUCGCCACUACUACGUGGAUGACGUUUACCACGAUGGGUUAAUCUGCCCACAGGGUGACUACGAUAGUCAGAGGAACCUUAACUACUGCUGUCAGACCAUCAUUGGCAAUGACAUCACCGAGGAAUGCUGCACUAAGAGUGAUUGGAAGAAGAACCCAGACUCCAACCCGGAAGCCUUCAGUACGGAAUCAAUUAUUGGGCUUUGUAUUGGCGGGACGCUAGUGAUAGCCACGAUUGUUUCUUGCGCUGUGGUCAUCACUCGGCGCCGAAGACGAAGGGCUGUCAUCCUGACCUCAAGAUGUGCUGCACAAUCUACCGUGAUUGGAAUAGCACCGCCACCCAGCUAUGACCAGGUGCCUAGGGUUGGCCAGUACCGGCAGUUUGAGAACCCGCCCAGCUACCCCAUCAACUAGGCAUCCCCACUUCGUGCACUCGACGUUUCCAGCAGUGUUCUGUGAUCAUCUUGGGGAUAAGGUUUCUUCUGGUGUGAUCAAGAGAGAGAAACUUGUCUUGAAGAUGAUCAGAACAUACUGACCGAAACGUCGGGUGUCUACCCACUGGAUCUGCUAUACAUUCUAAACAGUCACUGGCCAGAUUUGACCCUGAAUAAGGGUUGUAGUUGACCUGACACAUUUUGGGGUCAGAAUGACACAUUUGCCAAGGUUUCCGGGUCAAAUGACCCAGAAAAUUAGUCAGAAGAGUGUCAUUUUGACCCUGAAAAGUGCCAGGCUGAAAAAAAAUCCGGAUUCGGGUCAUCCUGAUCAGGGACGUGUAAGGUUGUAGAACCAGCUCCUUAUAUACGGCUCACAAUAAAUGGUGGGUCUAAGCUGUUCCUGCAAUACCUCAGUAGCUUAAUUCUUCUUCAGCAUGUAGAAUUAAAGUCUUACUUUGUUUUAAAAAUGUUGCUGAAGUGGGGGGGGGGGGGGGGAUUGAACAAACGUUGCUGUUGUUUGUACAUGUUUAUAAAUAUUACUUAUCCCCGAUCUUCCCCGCUCAGUGCCUGUAUAUUCUUUAUAACACAACACAUUUUGCCCGCAGUUUAUGAAAAUAAAUUGAAUUGUCAAUCUCGACUUCUUUUUGGAGAACGCUUGGGACCAGUCGGCAGUUUCCGUGUGUGACAUGGCCCGUUUAGUGCCUGCAUGUAUCAAGCACGUUUUCAAAGCAUCUCUUACAUUUUAUACCACAUUUUCAAAUACAGAUAAAGAAGCAUCAUUAAUGUGUACCAGUGUUGUAUACAGGUACUAUGAGCACGCCAGUGUGAGUACCAUAAAUGUUCAAACGGUGACAACAGUGUAGAAUAUGCAACCGAAAUAAAGACUCUUUCGUUUCCAAUUUGACACUAAGAUGGUGACUAAAUUUGAUGCAUAAAGUUUUUUUUUUCUGUAAACUGACAAUUUUCAUGAAUAAGAAUGUUUGCAUGUUUGACCUCAGUACUUUUAUGACAAAAUUGUAGACUUCAAUGUACAUUUAAUAACGUUUUUUUUUUUCUUAGUAUGUCAACAGUAAACAAAACAUGUCUUUGUAACGACAUAAAUCUGCAUGAUGUCUCUAGAAAAAGCUAGUGGUCUUUUUGUAAAAGUUCCUAAAGGCAUCUUAAAGACAUGCUGGCUUAAAGUUUGAAAUCUUUUCUUUAAGUUUCUCUUUUGUCUAAACUAAGUGAAAAGUGGAAAUCUGUAUCGGCAGUAGUCAUGUAUACUUGAUAAAGUAUCCAGUGUGAAACAUUA